Molecule: messenger RNA, 1523 nt
Organism: Cataglyphis hispanica
Lineage: Eukaryota; Metazoa; Arthropoda; Insecta; Hymenoptera; Formicidae
Gene: TfIIEbeta
Product: general transcription factor IIE subunit 2
Exons: 4
Coding region: 160-1023 (287 amino acids)
Biological process (GO): transcription initiation at RNA polymerase II promoter
Cellular component (GO): transcription factor TFIIE complex
Source: RefSeq, a predicted model, not a curated record
GCGCAAUAGCACGUGUUUUUACAUCUGUCAUUCUGUCAGCUGGGAACGUUUGCUAAUCCGGCAGAGGUUAACGUAGAGUAAGAGUAUACGAUAAUUAUAUGAAAUAAACGAUCGUGUAUAGAUAUAUAAAGCGUGGAUGCUGUUAAAAUUUGUAACAAAAUGGAUCCAGCUUUACUCAAAGAACGAGAGCUCUUCAAAAAACGUGCUCUAACCACACCAGUAGUUGAAAAGAAGAAACAGGAGAAGGAAACUACAAAAGAUGAAGCGCCAAAGAAAAAUGAACUCCCAAAGAAGAAACCUAAAGUAUCGUCCAUAUCUACGGGUCCUAAGUUAGAUAUGGUCAACUAUAAGACUAUGACUGGUAGUACGCAAUAUAAAUUUGGUGUAUUGGCAAAAAUAGUGAAACACAUGAAAGCAAGGCAUCAGGAAGGAGAUGAUCAUCCAUUAACACUAGAAGAGAUUUUAGAUGAAACAAAUCAAUUAGAUGUUGGAUCAAAAGUUAAACAAUGGCUGCAAACCGAAGCUUUAGUAAAAAAUCCUAAAAUUGAAGUUACAUCAGAUGGUAGAUUUGCCUUUAAACCUAUGUAUAAAAUAAAAGAUAAGAAAUCCCUAUUGAGGCUUUUGAAACAACAUGAUUUAAAGGGCCUUGGUGGUAUAUUAUUGGAGGAUAUACAGGAGAGUUUACCGCACUGUGAUAAACAUUUAAAGAAUUUACAAAAUGAAAUUUUAUAUAUUACACGGCCGCUUGAUAAGAAAAAGAUUAUCUUUUAUAAUGACAAGACGGCACAGUUUCCUAUAGAUGAAGAAUUCCAAAAGUUAUGGAGAGCUGUUGCAGUAGAUGCCAUGGAUGAUCAGAAAAUAGACGAAUAUCUUGAAAAACAAGGAAUUAGAUCAAUGCAAGAUCAUGGUCUCAAAAAGGCAGCACCAAUCAAACGAAAAAAGCCUGUAAAUAGAAGGAAACAAUUCAAGAAACCAAGAGAUAAUGAACAUUUAGUAGAUGUUCUGGAAACAUAUGAUGAUUAAAUAAAGAUAUCAAGUAUUCUACUUUUUGAAAGGGCAUGAAAUAUAAAAAUGUGAAAAUUAUCUUGAAAUAAUUAGUAUCAAUCUUAAAUAAAAUUAAUAUUAUUUAAUUUAUCUAUAAAAAGUAUUAUAAUUCCUUUUUUUAAAUAUAAUUUAAGUCUCAUUUCUCAUGUGGAUUAAUGUUUGUAGCUGAUAUAAAUGCCAUAUUGAAUAUUUAUUUGCAUUGCAAUAUGUAAUAUAUAUUUCUAGCAUCUAACAAAAUGUUCACAUUAUGACUGAAAGUGCACAUGAAAAAAUUUUGUCAGUUAUAUUAUAUAGUAACUUUUCUAUACAUUUAAUCUUUUUUCUCUAUUCUCUUUUAAUCUGCUUCUCUUGAUCUUGAAUUAAAUGAAAUUGCGUAACUUUGAACAGCAUGAUUAGAAUAAAUAUUGAUUUGUCAGUGUCAUAUUAAAUUAUACAUUAUUAAAUUAUGUCAGAAUAAGAUUUUUAAAAGCUUUGCAUAA